AUGGGUCAAAUUGUCUCACAAUAUGUGUUUGCUCCUCCAAAACCAACCUACGAUGAGCACCAUCCAUAUCCCGUUACUUUUCUCACGACUAAAUCAAAAAAGAUGAUUCCUUGCUAUUAUUUGAAGGCAAGCAAGGACACUCCAACCACCAUUAUAUAUUCUCACGGAAAUGCUGCUGAUAUAGGUGCCAUGUUUGAUUUUUUGGUUGUAUUGCGUGAUUAUUUGAAUGUGAAUGUUCUUCAUUACGAAUAUGUUGGUUAUGGACUUGCAAAUCAAUAUCAACCAUCGGAGAGUGAUACCUACGAGAGUGCUGAAGCAGCAUAUGAAUAUUUAACAAAAGCCCAAAAGGUUAAUCCAAAAGACAUUGUAAUAUUCGGAACAUCUGUCGGAAGCGGCCCAUCAUGCUAUUUAGCAAAUAAGUAUCCUAUUAAGGGUCUUAUUUUAGAGUGUCCUUUUGUAUCAAUUUGUCGUAUUGUUAGUAGCUCUGUAUUUUUGAGACCUGUAGAUAUGUUUUGUAACAUUAAUAGAAUUCCCAAUGUAAAGGCUCCUGUAAUCAUUUUCCAUGGAACAAACGAUGACGUAGUCCCUUAUGAUCAUGGUAAAGAGCUCUACAAUAAUGUUAAUCCACGUUACCAAUACAAGUUUGUGUCCAUUGAAAAUGGUUCACAUCAUGAUAUUAUUGAGAGGCUAACUUUAAAAACGUAUAUUCAGAUACUAAGAGGAUUUCUUGCUCACUUGGAUAAUCCUACUCAAGAAAAACCAUCCCAAUAA
Naegleria fowleri is the source of this 771-nucleotide messenger RNA. RefSeq lists its product as uncharacterized. Lineage: Eukaryota; Heterolobosea; Eutetramitea; Acrasida; Naegleriidae. Bases 1 to 771 code for a protein of 256 amino acids. The transcript is spliced from 8 exons. The record is from RefSeq and is a predicted model, not a curated record. Gene Ontology annotation, molecular function: hydrolase activity.